AUGGGACCAAAGAAGCAGCAGCAGCCCGAGACCUCCAAGAAGGCGCUCGGCCAGGCCCGCAAAGCCGACAAAGCCGCCGCCAAAGCCGGCGCCGAGAGCGCAAAGCACGCGGCCGCGGAGGACGAGGAGUGGAGUAAGGGGUCGAAGGAUAGUGGGAAGAAAGAAGCCGCCGACGCCAAAAAGCGCGAAGCCGCCGCUCGCAAAGCCGCCGCCGCCGCAGCCCUCGCCGAAGAAGAAGCUUCCCUCCCCUCAAAACCCAAGACCAAGUCCAAAGCGCCCGAAAAGCGCACCCGCGGCGGUGGCAGCGGACUCGACGGGGCCCUCGCCUCCCUCAACGCCUCGGGCAUCGACGACGCGCUCGACGCGCUGUCGCUCACGGCCGACGCAGCCAAAGUCGGCGUGGACCGGCACCCGGAGCGGCGGUACAAGGCGGCGUAUGCGGCGUACGAGGAGCGGCGGCUGCCCGAGGUGCGCGAGGAGCACAAGGGCCUGCGGCUGAACCAGAUGAAGGAGCUGAUUCGCAAGGAGUUUGAGAAGAGUCCUGAGAACCCGUUUAAUCAGACGGCCGUGGUGGGGUAUGAUGCGACGAAGGAGGAGAUUGAGGAGGCGAGGAGGAGGGAGAAGGAGAGGAUUGAGGCGAGGUUGGCGGGGAAUUAG
Molecule: messenger RNA, 657 nt
Organism: Morchella importuna
Lineage: Eukaryota; Fungi; Ascomycota; Pezizomycetes; Pezizales; Morchellaceae
Exons: 2
Coding region: 1-657 (218 amino acids)
Biological process (GO): transcription by RNA polymerase II
Cellular component (GO): nucleus
Molecular function (GO): transcription coactivator activity
Source: RefSeq, a predicted model, not a curated record